AUGGAUUUUAGAAAUAAUAAAUAACUUAAAGAAUUAAUUGAUGAAAUUAUUGAUUAAAAGCUAAAAGAUUUAGGAUUAAUAACAAACAAUAACAAUUAAAUUGAUCCAUUUGAUUAUAAAUUUAAAUUGACUAUGAAAAAUCUUGUAUAUAUUGCUAGUUCAAAUAAUAACCUUAAUAUUUAAUUAAGUUUAAAAAAUAAUGGUAAGAAGAAAUGGUAUAAUCCAUAUAUAAUAAAUAAAGAAAUAAAUUUACUUUAGAAAUUUAAAGAUUUGUCUCCAGGUUAAUCUAUUUAAGUUAAUAUUUCUAUUCCAUUCAUUCCUUAACAUUUUAAUGAGAAUAAAAAACAUCUUUAUAGUUUCAAAGUAAAUAUAAUACUUUAUAAUAUUAGAUCAAUGUUGAAAAUGAAUAAAGAUAAUAGUUUGAAGUAGAUGGUUAAAUUCCAAUCUUAGUCUAGGCUCCAAUUGAUAUUUAAUAAUCAACAUAAGAAUAAAAGAUAUCAAAAUUAUUGGAUGUCUUUCCAUAAAAAGGAAAGAAUUAUAUUACUAAAUUUGUUUAAGAAAAUGAUAAAGAUAAAUCAGUUGAUUAAUUAAUUGAAGAAUUAUUAUAAUGA
Molecule: messenger RNA, 611 nt
Organism: Paramecium primaurelia
Lineage: Eukaryota; Ciliophora; Oligohymenophorea; Peniculida; Parameciidae
Source: the annotation of a GenBank genome assembly